This is a messenger RNA of Exophiala spinifera, 1488 nucleotides long. RefSeq lists its product as uncharacterized. Bases 1 to 1488 code for a protein of 495 amino acids. The transcript has a single exon. Gene Ontology annotation, cellular component: spliceosomal complex. Gene Ontology annotation, biological process: mRNA splicing, via spliceosome. Gene Ontology annotation, molecular function: pre-mRNA 3'-splice site binding. The record is from RefSeq and is a predicted model, not a curated record. Lineage: Eukaryota; Fungi; Ascomycota; Eurotiomycetes; Chaetothyriales; Herpotrichiellaceae.
AUGUCGACCAAGAAACCCCCCUCCGGGCCCGACCAGUCUCGCAACGAAUACAUUCCGUCUUUCAUUUCCAAGCGACCAUUCUGGGCUGAAACAAGCUCAGACGCCGACUACCUCGAACACCAGCGUCUGCAGUCCGCAUCAAAAGACACUCUCGACACAGCGAAAUGGUACGACCGCGGGCGCAAAGCCGGGCCGGCCUCGACGAAAUUCCGCAAAGGCGCCUGCGAGAACUGCGGUGCCAUGACACACAAGACGAAAGACUGUCUUUCUCGGCCUCGCAAGGCUGGCGCGCGCUGGACAGGCCGUGACAUACAAGCCGACGAGGUGAUAGAAGACGUAAAACUCGGCUGGGACGCCAAACGAGAUCGCUGGAAUGGCUACGAUCCACGCGAGUAUGCCGCAGUCGUGAAAGAGUACGAAGAUCUCGAAGCCCUCAAGAAGAGCGCCGCCACUUCCAAUGGAACAACAUCAACACCCGACGCCGGAACAGAAGCCGAUGACGCAGAUGCCAAAUACGGCGAAGAGACGGACAUGGGUCGUUCACAACCUACAUCGACCCGACAACUGCGGCUGCGUGAAGACACGGCCAACUACCUGAAGAAUUUGGACCUCGACUCCGCCAGAUACGACCCCAAGACGCGGACGAUGGACACGUCGGCGCCCGAGCUGUCGAACAAUGGCGAAGUCGAUGUCUCCGACGGGUUCGUGCGUCCUGCGACCGACGAUGCUGCCGAGUUUGAGCGAGCGCAGCGCUACGCAUGGGAGACACAGGAGUCUGGAGGCGGCUCAUCGACCAAGAAACUCCAUCUCCAAGCGAAUCCGACCGAAGGCGAGAUCCUCCGGAAAAAGCAGACCCAAGAGUCGGCCGAGAAGAAAGCCGCAGCCCGCAAGGCCCUGCUGGACAAGUACGGCGGCGACGAAUACAUCAAGGCAUCGCAAGCCAAGAAGAUCCCCCAGGUUGUGUCCUCCGAACGCUAUGUCGAGUAUGACGAAUCAGGACACAUCAAGGGCCAAGAACGGACGGUGUCGAGGUCAAAGUACCCCGAGGAUAUUCUCACAAACAACCACACCAGCGUGUGGGGUAGUUGGUGGCACAAGUUCACAUGGGGAUAUGCGUGCUGCCACAGCACCGUCAAGAACAGCUACUGCACAGGCGAAGCAGGGUUGUUGGCGUUCGAAGAGGCCGAGGGUCGAAGAACCGGCGAGACACUCUUGUUGGAGAAUGGUGCCGGGGAGGAGCAAGCUCAGGCUGAAUCUCACGAGAGUCGUGACUCGAGGCGGGAACAGCUACCAGUGGAGGACAAUGCCAAUGACCAGGCUGGGACGGCGGCGACAAAAGCUGUACCGCCAAGGGCGAAAAAGAGAACCCUCCAAGAACUCCAAUCGGGCAUCUCAGAAGAGGAACUCGAGUCGUACAAGAGGAAUCGUGUGGCCGAGGAUGAUCCCAUGGCCUCCCUGCUCGGGAAGGAUGAAUUAGUUAAUCUUUGA